UUGUUUAUUCAAAAGUCAAAUAGCUCGAUUAUGGCAAACUGCAAGAUGCUUCCAAGAGUUUCACGCCGCUUGGUCGCUUUUGAUUUUGACUGCACUGUGGUGGAUGAUAAUACGGACACAGUUGUGCGGGACCUGUUACCAGUCGAUAAGUUUCCCAGUGAUACUAUUAUUCACAAACAAGGAUGGCAAGAAUACAUGGCUGAUGUUUUUCGACGCUUGCAUAAGCAAUGUUAUUCGCCACAAUCGAUUCGCGACAAAAUACGCGGCAUACCGGAAGUACCUGGUUUUGUGCGAUUGCUGAAGCGGCUGCAUCAAGCGCCGGAAAACAAAUACGAUCUAAUCAUUAUCAGUGACUCGAACACCAUCUUCAUAACAGAAUGGCUGGAGGCGCAUGGUCUGACAAAUUGUUUCGAAAGUAUAUUCACAAAUCCAGCAUACUUUGACAACGAUGGCUUGCUGCAUGUACGCCCCUAUCACCAUCAGACCGAAUGUAAAUUAAGCGCUUCUAACUUGUGCAAAGGUAAAAUAUUGGAACAUUUUGUGGCCAAACGAAAUUUGCGUGAUAAUACGCAAUACGAGCGCAUCAUAUACGUCGGUGAUGGCCACAAUGACCUGUGUCCAGUGCUGAAACUGCGACAGGGCGACAUAGCUUGUCCACGGCGAGAUUUCGCGUUGGACAAAAAGAUUACAGCACACCGAGAUAAAAUGGAUUUGCGGGCGGACAUUAUUAAGUGGAAGAGUGGUUUUGAAUUGCUGAAACAAUUGGUGGAACGUGACGCCACAUUGGAUGAUGGAGAUGCAGACGAGCCCAAGUCUGAGUCAACCAAACAGUAGAGUGUAAAUUGAUGACUAGAAAAUUUGCAAUUUCACUAAACUACGUAUGUCAACUCAAUACUAACAAGUGUCGUGGUGUGCCUAGUAUUAGCUAAUUGCGUUUUAUUCCUCAAUGACUUUGUGUGCAUGAAUUGUAAUUUGACUUUGUGUACUUCUCAUUGUUGCAAUUAACAAAAUACUUCCCAUAACUGUAAUUUGUAUUUGUAAACAUUUGUGUAAGAAGUGUUAGAUGUGGGUGUAAAUAAAUUUGUGUAAUAUGUGUGUAUGUAAUGCUAGCAACAAAAGCAUUUUUUAUUGUACCUACUCACGGUACUAUAUAUAUUCAGAUGUGAAAGUAAAUAUAUUUUUUAGACGUUUC
Messenger RNA from Anastrepha obliqua, 1192 nucleotides. Its product is annotated as probable phosphatase phospho2. Gene Ontology annotation, molecular function: phosphatase activity. The record is from RefSeq and is a predicted model, not a curated record. Lineage: Eukaryota; Metazoa; Arthropoda; Insecta; Diptera; Tephritidae. The coding region runs from base 31 to 834 and encodes 267 amino acids. The transcript has a single exon.